This is a messenger RNA of Mizuhopecten yessoensis (Yesso scallop), 6858 nucleotides long. RefSeq names its product BICD family-like cargo adapter 1. The transcript is spliced from 13 exons. The record is from RefSeq and is a predicted model, not a curated record. The coding region runs from base 299 to 2398 and encodes 699 amino acids. Lineage: Eukaryota; Metazoa; Mollusca; Bivalvia; Pectinida; Pectinidae.
CGCGCGCGUGCUUGGUGCACAGAAAGCAGUUAUUAUGACGAUAAAUUUCACCUAGAUCAGUUACACGUCACAAUGUUUUGGUGAUAUCCGCCUUUACGAGUAACAGCUGAUGAAAUAGGGCUAUGUCGCCGUAUCGAUAAUCAUAUGUUCAUCGAUCUCGUUGUUAUCCACUCUGUGUUCGGUGCCACAGGCAGACGGAAUUAUUUAUUAAUGAUAUGGUGUGGACCGAAAUGACAUCAUUUCAAGACAUGGCGAUUGGCAUUGCCAGAGAAGAACCGUUAUCUCGCUCGGACUCGACAUGUGUGCCUGUCGCCUGGAGUGUGGGGGAUCGUCCCCAUCCUCACCCCACGCCCAGUUUGAUAUAGACGAUUAUUACAGCCUCGCCCAGACGAUGGGGGACCGAGAGGAGGGGGAGAGUCCAGUUGGAACUCCUACCGAGGACGAUGUAUACACACAACUGGCUCAGAAGGAAAGGGAUCUUACCCUUGCAGCGGAACUAGGGAAAGCUUUAUUGGAGAAAAACGCUGAGCUAGAGAGACGUAAUGAACUGUUAAUCGAGGAAUACUCUAGAAAACUAGAGGAACUUGAGCAAGAGAAAUAUGAAUUACAUUUAAAGUUAGAAAAGACGGAAGCAGAAUAUGAGAACAAGAUAAAAGAGCUUCAGUAUGACAUUGAUCAGAUCCGACACGAAUUUCAGUCACAGAUGUAUCAGAGCAGCUCUGACGACAAAGAGAAAUGCCACAUGAUAAAGGAUAUCACUCUUCAAAAUGAACGUCUGAAGGAGGAUGUUCAGAGGGCAAUCUUCCGUGAAAAUGAACUUGCAUUAGAAGUUCAAGGUCUCCGUGAGCAAGUCAUGUCACGAAAGUCAUCCAUGCAUAUCCACCUUGGUCAACUUGAGCUUUUGCAAGAAGAGAUAGCUGUAUUGAACCAGAGGAAGGCAGACUUGGAGAGAAGGAUUGCUGUGUUGUCCGAGGAGAAGGAGGCCAUGAAGGGACGACACGAGGACUCUGUGGAGAAAAUAAUGACACUAGAGAAACAGAACAGGGAGAAAGAGAAACAGAUCCAGCACCAGCAGAGAGACCUGAUAGAGCUACAGGAGACGAACCUACAGUUGGAGACUCAGCUUCACACCAUGGCCAGUCAGAAUAUGUCCCGCGGCAGUGGACAAGUGCUCCAUGCUGAACUGGCUGACCAGGAAUCGGCUCACUCCCAAUCUUUGUUCAAUGAAAUGUCAGAAAUAGUUCCACAUCACAACGGUAAUGGUCAUUCUAAUGGUAAUGGCCACUCUACAUCACUGUUUGAAGAGCUGUCGGGUGCCUCCAAACAUGUACCUGUCGCUAACAUGAUGAUGGAUGGUGAUGACAGUUGCAGCCUCCGCCCGAUGUCACUGUCACAAAUGAUGGAGGAAGACGACUUUGAAUGUGAUGACGAAGAUAUCUGUGUUGGUUUUCGUGGUGCUGAUUCAUCCCAAUUCGCCUCCACCAUGUUGUCAGACUCUGCGUUCCUGUCACACUUCCAGAGCUCCUCUGGUGUCAUGGAUGUUGACUCGGAGACACAUGCACAGUUCCAGGCUUUACUCAAGGUUACACAUAACCUACAAGAUGAGCUGGUGCAGUCCUACCAGCAGUUAAGACAGAUGUGCUAUGACUUCAGCCCAAUGGUCCCACGGGGUCGAAACUCAAUCGUAGAAGAGGAAAGCCUUCAGCCUGGAAAAUUGACAGGUGUUUUACAGAAUCUAAGGGAUCUAAUGCAGGACAUGGUGCCACGCAAAGUCAUGUUCUCUGCCGCAUCCCAGGCUAACUUAGCAGAGGACGAAGAUGAUAUCUCAUUAUCAGAGCUACAGAAACACAUUGGGGACCUCAAGUUUGAGCUGGGUGAGGCCCAAGGUGACCUUGACCGAGUCAAGAUGGAGCUAAAGGAACGGGACCACCAGCUGGACACAAAGAGUCAGGAGCUAGGACAGCUUACCAACAAGGUAAAGGUAUCAAUUUUAGAGUUGACAAUGCAACAUGAUGAAAUGUCACGGAUACAGUCACACCGGGAUCAGACACAGAACAUGUCCGGUUGUAUAAUGACCAGGGAUGAAGUCAUUGAGCAGGCUCGGAGGGACCGAGAUGAGGCCAUUGAAAAACAAAAUAAGAUGGAGAUAGAGUUGGCCAAAGCUAAGCUAGACCUGCUCAGUCUCAACAGUCAACUAAUGGAGACGAUUCAACAAAAAGUGGCAGUGUCGCAGCAGCUUGACCAAUGGCAGGGGCCUGAAGGACGGGUGGAUAUGGAGGAACUGCUCGGCUCACAGAUGACGAAGCGAAUCAAAGAACAAUCGGAAAAGGAGAUAAUUGUGGACAAACUGACAAAACAGAUCAAAAUGAGGAAAUCCAAGUCCAGCUCUUUCUUAUGAUCGACAUCAGAUUCACCUUAAUUAGCAGGAACUAAAGACUAAAACGUAAAUUGUUCAUGACAUUAACAGGAAGAUACAAACCGAACCAUGACACCAUGCGGUUGGACUCGUACACGAAGACGGUGUUCUUGUGACCUUGACCUUGGACAGCCUGAAGACUCAAUCUAGUAAUGGGACUUGACAUUUGCAAUUGUAAGGUGUCAUUUGUAAUAAAUACUUGUUUGGGAUCUUGAACUUGUGACAUGUUCUGGUGUUGAACAAAAGUGAGUCGUGCAGACAGAAGGAGAAGUGGCCAGUGUAGUACCUACUGCUGAGACAAGGUUCUAUACUGUUAUUAAGGAUGUGUACAAUCUGUGGAACUUAACUACGAGACAAACUUUAUAAAUAAAAACUAGCCUCUAUCACUGUACGAUCUGAAAUCAAUAUGCCCCUUGCAUUCUAUGCCACCAAGUAAAAGAAAACUUGGAUUGAAUGAACUUUAAAGUGCCGUGAAUAUGACCCUUGUAUCUUACUGUAUCUAAGUACCAGGUAUAGAAAAUUAACUUUAUGGUGCUGCGAGUUGGGACCUCAAUGAAACAUUGAUAGUCACUAUAAUAUCAAGUGCUUUACUGUAAGUAAAAAAGACAGUAUGUUACGUUGACAGUCAGUGCACCGACAGAUUCUGGACUAAUGGGCCCACAACUCUCUAGCAGUGGUUAUUUGUGAUGAUGAUGAGCAGUACUGGUCUAUUUGAUUUAGAGGAAUGGUUAGAUAGCCGUCACUAUGGUUACCAUUAGAUUCCUGGUGACAUAUAUACACUAUGUAUCUAUACUUCAAACUGUGAAAAUUCUUGGACAUUAUGAGUAAGAUAUAACAUAUGUAAAAAUAUUAUUUUAGCAUUUAUCAUGAGAAAAAUUUCUCAAAAUAAAAAUAAAUAAAAUAUAUUCUCAAAAAUAUGUCACUACCAUGUGGUACCUCCUGCAUUGUAAGUGAAGGGUACAGUCUGUUCUUAGGUGUGGUGUUGCCAAGAUGUGAAAAUGGGUGCGGGAAGAAAAAUCAUAAUGGACCAUUAUGUCAUCAGCAUCACUUAUGUUGAUAGAUCUGUGUUCCACAUCAACUGUAAUUCUUUGUAUCAGUAUCUCUGAUCCUCUUUCAAUACAGUUUCAAGGUCACUGUGGCAGACAGCAAUAAUGAAUGUAAGAAUAAUAAAUAACAACUGCUUUUGAAAUGCUGGGAAACCACUUUUUAAAAAAAUAUCAAAAUUAUUUUUUGACAGAAAUUUUAAAUGUUCAUAGUGAUGACAAUAUCCAAAUCAACAAAUGUUGAUUGAAAUACAAUGUAUUGAUAUUUUGAUAAAGUACAGGAAUGAUUACCAUGUGGAAAUUUUGGAUGAACUUUGAACUCUGACCUAUGAACUUUACCUCAUGACAUUAGACAGCAUUGCAUUGUACAUGUCUUGAUUUUUCAUGUGUAAGAAUUUGUGUACACUAGAGGGAAUUUACUGUUUUCUUUUAAAAAGAGCAAGAAAAAAUUUCUUUUCUUUUUCGUACCCUUCAAAAUAGAAGGAUUGUUGUUUCUUUCACCUCUAGGAAGGAUGUUUCGAUAAAAAAUUAUACUUUCUACCCUAACUGCCAAGUUGAUGUAAUCUUACUGUAAAAGAUAUGACAUCAUUAAACUGUGUAUCGUGAUGUCACGAGCCUGGGUGGCUCGUCUCCAUCCUAGAGGUUAGACAGACAAACCAUUUUUUUAUGAUUACUACAGCUAAAAAGACCAGUCAGUGAAAGCUGGAGAAAAUCAUAAAAAAAACCUUAAAUUACUGUUGCAAAAUCAAAUCAAUUGUGUCAAACUGUAGUAACUUGUGAGUAUAUAUAAUGUAUUUGUCAAUGUCGCUUCUUGUUUAAUCGACAGCUCCCCCAACACCGGUUUAGCUUCCAUUAGUCCCCUUAUCACUUUUGCUUAGUUAGUAGUCCCGUAAUCAGCCUUGCUAAUCAUAUGUCAGAGAUAUUUAGUUUACAUUACGCUUUAUUUUUGUUCACUAGUUGAUAAGAUUAUACAUAGAGAUACAAGUACAUGUUCCAGUAACAUAAAUAUACAUUAAGGAUUAUGCUACCUCACUAUAUACACCUCCUGUACAAAAGAGUUCUGCAGAGAUAAAUAAACCUCUAUUUAUUGCGACUUUCACUUACACACAAAAGAUGAAUAUUAAAACACAUUUUUAAAACAAAUUUUAAUGUGUCUUGUACAAAAAUGAGAGAUAAAUUUGAACAUUUGUCAAAAACUGAAGAAAAAAAAAUAUGAACAGUGUUAUUGUGCAUUUAGUUGUGCUGAGAUCUAGCUGUGUUGCUUGUUCCAAAAAAUUGCUAAAUUGAUUUUGUUGUGAUACAAGUGUAUGUGUUUCUGGCCAUGUGUAAUUGUUUGGAGGAAUUGAAUUUAUUAUAGGGAUUGCAUCUGAAUUUUUCCAAUGUAAAGGCAAGUAUGAAUGGGGUAAAUUUUACUUACGCGGUACACACCUCAUGAGCGGCCGUAUUUUGAUUCAUGAGAAAUGCCAGUUUACUUGUAACCAAUUUCAGUUUUGCUUUAUAUAAAAUCUGAUGUGAGAUAAACACUUAAGAUGUGCUGGUAAACCUGUGGUAUAUCAUUAGAACAAGGAUAUGAGACAGAGCAUGACAUUGUGUGGAGGUAAAGUUAUAAACACUGAUAUAACAGACCCAGGGAGACCUUAGAAAUUAAUUGCAUGUACAUUUGUAGUUUGUUAUAGGCCUAUAGGCACAAAUAGCUUGCCAGGGGAAGAUUGUCUUAGUCAUAAACAAGAAUAUUUACAAUAAGUGUGUACACACAAGCAUGUUUUACUGAAAUACCUGAUGAUGCUUGUGAGUAAUAUAUGAUCAACAAUUGACUUACUAUUACAGAGUAUAAAUAAGGUGUAAGGUACCAUGAGGUUGAUAUAUAAUACUACCAUUGUUACUUCUAUAGAAUUAUUGAAUUCUAGUCAUUUUCUGUAGAAGAUUUCCAUAUAAAUCCCGAUUUGCUGUGCUUUUUGAAUAUUAAAAAAAAAAAAAGAUUAUCACAGAAUUACCAUUACAGAGCAUCAAAAUGAAAGAGGAAUAUAUAUUGACAAGGGAAGUAACUCUAACUCUAAACUUUAUAAUGAAGGGAAAAUAAUACUCCAUUUUGAAAAACAUCUCUGAAUAGGAACACUUUUUUUGCAUUGAUAACUUGUACAGUGGCACUUUUUUUUGCAUUGAUAGCUUGUGCAGUGGCUUUCUAUAGCUUUCUCUAGUGUAUUGUGCUUACAGUGUGAACAAAUAGAUAACAGGUUCUGCUGGACUUUUUUGUGUGUGCAUUUUCUUUUUUCCUUUUUUCCACAAAUAUUUUCAUUGACAUGAAAUUCUGCUUAUACUGUUAAAUAAAAUAAAAAACAGUCAUUAAUUGUUGAUGUUGAACAGAACAUCUAUUUUGUGAAAAAAAAAUUCUUAAAAGGUUUUAUUAUUUUCCCAUUCACGAAGACGUUUACCCUAUGUAAAUUGUUUGACAAUACCAGGUGAACAUGUUCAUUCUGCCUGGUGUUAGUUAUUUAGUUAAUGCUUAAUGAUCUCAUGUUUUAGUCUAGUCAAUAUUUGUGCAUUUACACAUUUUAUUUUACUGUUGGUUUAUGGUAUACUGUUUUAUAUACUUGGGUAAUUUUUGUUGCAAUCUCGAAUUCUUUUUAAUGCAUUUAUAUUUUUUUUCAAAUCUCUGGACUUUGUUUUUCAAACGUACAUUUCUGAAAAUGUUUGUGUUCCUUUUUAGUAAAUUUGAAAUUAUCCAUAUGAAAAACAAUAGAUUCUCCAUCUGAUGUUGAUAUUUGUUAUUCAAUAGUGAUGAAACAGGAAUGUGUCCUGUAGCUUUCAGUCUAACGGAUGAAAUUUUCAGUCACAAACAUAAUCCGAUGCAUAACUAGCUGUUCAGGAUUAAUGCAAAUCAAAGAUUUAUUAAUAGAAUGGUUGCACUUUUCAAUAAUUUUUGGCCCAAUAUAAAAAGGUUAUUUAAAGAACUGUAAAGAACCUUUGUUGGCUAAAAUUAAUUAUUUACAUUAAAAUUUCAUCCUGAAAGUCUGUCCAGAUAAGAUUUUAUGAUGUUCUUUACCAUUCCAUUUAAUACUUGAUUGAUUUUUAAUACAUGUAUAUGUAGACCCGGUACUCUAUUUACUUAUUCGCCCCUGAAGUCACAUUUGAACCUUACCAAAUCAAAGACAGGGCAAGUUCAGUUUAAAUAUGUAGGGGUGAAUGAGUUUAACAAUGUAAUGUGUACAUUGUGUAAUAUCAAUACAUGUAUAUACAAUGUUACGUACGUACCUUGUGUUCCCUGGUGUAUAUUAUGUUCUGGUCUAUGGACAGCAUUGUUGUAGCCUCAGUUGUGUGCAAUUAUUUUUUUGAGUAGAGAUCAGAACAUGAGGAUCUGGUGAUGUUGUAUUACCAAGAAAUAAAUCUCAGACAAAGAUA